Molecule: messenger RNA, 2259 nt
Organism: Zingiber officinale
Lineage: Eukaryota; Viridiplantae; Streptophyta; Magnoliopsida; Zingiberales; Zingiberaceae
Product: protein VASCULAR ASSOCIATED DEATH 1, chloroplastic-like
Exons: 18
Coding region: 145-2022 (625 amino acids)
Biological process (GO): negative regulation of programmed cell death
Source: RefSeq, a predicted model, not a curated record
AUACUUAAUGCACGUCCCCUCCCGCACUCCACUCUCCUCCUCCGCCUCUCUCGUUCUCUCUCUCGUGGAAUCCGGAAAGAACAAGAUCUCUCCUCGCUUUUGCCCUCUGUCUUCCCUCUGCUCCCUAGGAGCGAUCCCGAUCCCAUGGUUGCUGCCGCUUCACCGACGGGGAACUCGGACGCCCACUGCUCGUUGCCAUCGUCGUCGCCGGUCGCCCCGAAACCGGAUGACGAAGACGCCUCCGGAAACUCAACCCUCGCGCAAUCUGUGGAGUGCUGCGACCGCCGGGACGGCGAUAUGUUGAACCAGGUAUUGUCGAAUAGGAGCGAAGAGUACCGGUUGCUGUUCCGUCUUCCUUCUGAGGAGGUUCUUAUUAAAGAUUUUAACUGUGCCUUCCAAGAAAACAUCCUUCUUCAGGGUCACAUGUAUUUAUUUAUCCACCAUAUCUGCUUUUAUUCAAAUAUAUUUGGAUUUGAGACGAAGAGAAUAAUACCUUUACACCAGGUAACUGCUGUCCGUAAAGCAAAAACAGUUGCAAUUUUUCCUAAUGCAAUUGAAAUUUUUGCUGGAGGGAAAAAGUAUUUCUUUGGAUCAUUUUUGGCACGUGAUGAAGCAUAUGGAUUUAUCAUUGAUAGUUGCACACAACAUGGCGUCGACAUAAAAACCAUGGAUACAAAAUCAGAGGGCAGCAACCAAGGCAAUGGAUCCAUUAUUGAGAAAAUACAGGAAUGUAAUCCUUUGGCAGAUGAUUCAUCAUCUUCAAGCAGAUUUAAGGAUGCUAAUGCCAAAGAGGAAUUAAAUCCUCUGCUGAAUGGUGAAGUCAGGGAUAUCUCCUUAAAGCCUUCAAAAUUCAAAGAAAAUGAAUGUGAAGAAAAUUUUAAUGAGUCAUCUUUGGAAAUCCCUUUCAUAUGGAUCGAUGAGGAUAUUGAUGCACCCACAGUUCCAGAAGGUUUUACUAUUGUUGCAGAGUCAAAGUUUCCGCUACUUGUCAAGGAGUUUUUCAAUCUAUUUGUUUCCAAUGAAGCUCUUGACUUUCUGAGGGAUUUCCAUUCAAGAUGCGGCGACAAGGAUUUUCAGUGCACUUCUUGGCGUAAGCAUGAACUAUUUGGGUAUACCCGGAACAUUUCAUUUGUGCAUCCUGUCAAAGUAUAUCUUGGUCCUAAAUUUGGGAAUUGCCAGGAGGUUCAGAAAUUUCGUGUAUACAGGAAUAGCCAUUUGGUGAUUGAAACGUCACAGCAUGUUAGUGAUGUACCUUAUGGGGAUUAUUUUGAGGUUGAGGGUUUCUGGGAUGUUGUACAAGAUACCAGUGGAGAAAAUAGCUGCACUGUAAAAGUAUAUUCUAAUGUGGCAUUUUCAAAGAAGACCUUGUUCAAGGGGAAGAUAGAACAAUCAACUAAGGAAGAGUGUCGAGAAGUUUAUGCUACUUGGAUGAUCUUUGCUCAUGAUACACUAAAGGGAAGGGAACAAAAUGUUCAACAAUCAAAAGAAGAUGGAAUUUUUGAGAAGAGUAAUUGUGUGGUUCCUGACAAAGGCGUUGAAUUUACAAGAGCUCCAGAGUCGAUAGAAAAUCCCAUAUCAACUUCAAGAAACCUUCUAUGCAACGUCAAUGAGAUGAGCAAUAAACCAGGGGUCGAUGACAUUGUCAACAAACAGUCUGAAAAAUGUUCACUACUGAUGUCUACAUUUCGAGAAUCAUGGGAAAACUUGCUUUCAUAUAUGAGAAGACACAGUUUAGUGCCUUUGCUUUUAGCUGGAGCAUUCUUUGUGAUUAUCCUACUACAGUUAAUCAUGAUUCUUGUGCUAACAAGAGUUCCUGAAGUGCAUGUGGUUACCCAUGGAAACUAUAUCAGUGAUGGUAGUGCAUAUAAUGUUGAGAAUGUCGAGUGGUUAGAGAAGCGUUUCAACUACCUCAAGGAAGAAUUGGUUAUGAUGGAAACCCGAGUGGAGAGAAUGCGUCAUGAAUAUGCCUUGUUGAGGUCUCAUCUUCAAAGUCUCGAGCGGCUGAAGUUCAAGAAGUCAUGACAGCAAAUAUGGUGCAUGUACCGGCACCUGAAAGCAACCUCACUAAUCUAGAACUUCUCUUUUCUUUGGAAAGUUCUGUAACUAUGCCAAAUUUUAAUCAUUUUUUUUACAGGAAAAAAAUAUCGUAGAGCAAACUUUACUGAAGGAAAGUUUUUUCUCCUUAUUUGUUCUGCAAACCUCAAGCUUCCGAACAUUUCCAUUUGCUUACGUAUCUGAAUACUGUGUUGCACACUGAUC